ACUCUCUCUACUCUAGAGACGAAUAUGUCAUAUAUGCAUAUACACACAUCAAGCACAUAGAACUUCCACAAAACCAUCUCAAACAUUCCUUUUUCUGCUUUUAAAACCACUUGCUCAAAAGCUACUCAUUUUUCGUUUUCACCUUAAAAAUAUACCUUGUGCUUGCUCCUCCUCCUCCUUGUUCUUCAUCCAUGGAUACUUCUCAAUGGCCACAGGAUAUAGUGGUGAAACCCAUGGAAGAAAUUGUACCACAAAUAACAAAUACAAUCACUACAAGGAAAAUUAGGCCUCAUCAACAACAAAAAGACCAAGCUUUGAAGAACUGUCCAAGGUGCAAUUCAGCAAACACAAAGUUUUGUUACUACAACAACUAUAGUCUUUCUCAACCAAGAUUUUUUUGCAAGACUUGUAGAAGAUAUUGGACUGAUGGUGGAUCUCUUAGAAACGUUCCUGUUGGUGGGGUUUCAAGGAAAUCCAAAAAUCCUUCAUCAAAAAAUUCUUCUUCUUCAUCAAAUAUUAUGAAAAAUAAUAUUAUUUCUCCUACUAAAGUACAAGAUCCUCCUAAAGGGGUUCAAGAUCUCAACUUGGAUUUUUCAUCUGAUUUCAAGAUUAUAUCUGAGCUUAUCCAAGUACCAAAUCAUUCAUUUAUGCCAAUGCCCAAUAUUUCUGAUCCAAAUUCAUCAAUUUACUCAUCACUAAACUUGUUCUCUACUUUGGAUCAUGGCCUAAUUGGAAGUAGUACUAGUGGCUAUGAAUGUAAUAAUGUUCAAGAUUUGCAAGAGAGUACUACGACUACAACAAGUGGAAGGAUUUUGUUUCCUCUUGAAGAUCUAAAGCAAGUUUCAAACACAUGUACUACUGAUGAGCAAAAUAGAGAUCAGCCUACUGGAGAAUCAUCAACUGGAUAUUGGAAUGCAAUUUUAGGAGGAAAUGGAGAUCUUGGUAAUUAAAGAAAAUACAAGAAAUGAUAUGAUUUAUAACUACACAAAUUUCUAAGCUUAUUUUAGUUCACAAGUUUUAGAAGUUUUUAUCUUUUUUCUUAAUCUAGGUGCUCAGGCAAACGGUGUCACAUAAAUUAGGACGGAUGGAAUAUCAUAUAAUUUAUCAGGGAUUUUUCAGAUCUUUCAAUUUUUUUAUGAUGUUUUUUAGUGUUUUAUUGCUAGGAUAUAUUUAAUAUCUUGAAGGGUUAAAGGGUU
Messenger RNA from Lycium barbarum (goji berry), 1196 nucleotides. RefSeq names its product dof zinc finger protein DOF1.8-like. NCBI's taxonomy places the organism in Eukaryota, Viridiplantae, Streptophyta, Magnoliopsida, Solanales, Solanaceae. Gene Ontology annotation, biological process: regulation of DNA-templated transcription. The coding region runs from base 192 to 950 and encodes 252 amino acids. The transcript is spliced from 2 exons. The record is from RefSeq and is a predicted model, not a curated record. Gene Ontology annotation, molecular function: DNA-binding transcription factor activity; DNA binding.